AGGAAAGUUCUGUACCAGUGCUGUGUCAGAGAAGCCCUUUGGUAGCUCUCCUGUUUUUCCUGUAGUUUCUCUAGCCACCAGCAUGGAGGGACCUUGGGUAGGCACCUGGAGACCUCAUCCCCGACGGGGCCCAAUCCUUGCAGAAUUCAGCACCCCAGGUCCUAAGUACUGGAUCCCUGGAACAACAGGUCAUAUGGCUCAUAAUCCCACCAAAGACCGAGCCCCUGCAUACUCAUUUCGAGGGACCAAAGCGCCCUCCACAGACAGCUGCUCACCAGGUCCUCGGUACUUCAUCCAUCCAUCCAUCACCAAGUCUGGGAAGUAUGUGUCACCAUCAGCACAUAUGACAGGACGUCCCAAGUCCAAGACUUUGGUCACCCCCGGACCCAGUGACUACACCACCGAUCCUGCCAACAAACACGUCUACUAUACCGCACCGGUGAAUAGCCUGGCGUCCCGACCCAAGGACUUAAAAGGUUUCCGAACACCAGGUCCGGGCGCCUACACCUUGCCCAGGGUUCUGGGACCUCACACAGUGUACACUCAUGCCGAACCAUGCUACUCCAUGAAAGGGAAGAGUCAAUACCAGAGCUGUUUUCAUGACCUGGCAAUGACACCAGGUCCAGCAGCAUUUGCCAAGGUGGAACUGGACCUCUACAAAACCAGGGCUCCCAAGUACACAAUGGGACUAAAAACCAAAGGGGCUGGGAACGAUCGAUUUCCAGGUCCAGCAGACUACAACACGGGAAAGGUGUCACUUAUCAAGGCCCGGGAUCCUGCCUACACUUUUGGACUCCGUCACUCUCUCUACAAAGCUUCUUUAAUACCUGAAACACAUCUUGAUUGGCACAGCAGGAGUUUUUGCUGCAUCUUUGCUUCUAACUUACUGCUUCCCUCUAUUUCUCCUUCUCCUCAAUCUGCUACUUGCUGUUGCUCUUCACUUUGCUUCACUUUCUUUCGUGAUGCUAGUUUUGCUUUCUUCUUGCUCUGGGCUACAGGAAAGUUCUGUACCAGUGCUGUGUCAGAGAAGCCCUUUGGUAGCUCUCCUGUUUUUCCUGUAGUUUCUCUAGCCACCAGCAUGGAGGGACCUUGGGUAGGCACCUGGAGACCUCAUCCCCGACGGGGCCCAAUCCUUGCAGAAUUCAGCACCCCAGGUCCUAAGUACUGGAUCCCUGGAACAACAGGUCAUAUGGCUCAUGAUCCCACCAAAGACCGAGCCCCUGCAUACUCAUUUCGAGGGACCAAAGCGCCCUCCGCAGCAACCUGCUCACCAGGUCCUCAGUACUUCAUCGAAUCAUCCAUUACCAGGACAGGGAAGCAAGUGGCUCCAUUGGCACUUGUGACAGCACGUCCCAAGACCAAGAUUUUGGUCACCCCCGGACCCAGUGACUACACCACCGAUCCUGCCAACAAACACAUCUACUAUACCGCACCGAUGAAUAGCCUGGCGUCCCGACCCAAGGACUUAAAAGGUUUCCGAACACCAGGUCCUGACACCUACACCUUGCCCAGGAUUUUGGGACCAAACACAGCAUACACUCGUGCCGAACCAUGCUACUCCAUUAAAGGGAGGAGUCAAUACCAGAGCUGUUUUCAAGACAUAGCAAAGACACCAGGUCCAGCGGCAUUUGACAAGGUGGAUAUAGACGUCUACAAAACCAGGGCUCCCAAGUACACAAUGGGACUAAAAACCAAACUUCCUGGCAAGGGAACGUUACCAGGUCCAGCAGAAUACAGCCUGGGAAAGUUGUCAGUGACCAAGGCCCGGGAUCCUGCCUUCUCUUUUGGAGUCCGGCACUCUCUCUACAAAGCUUCUUUAAUACCUGAAACACAUCUUGAUUAAAGACAGAUACCUG
Molecule: messenger RNA, 1856 nt
Organism: Vidua chalybeata
Lineage: Eukaryota; Metazoa; Chordata; Aves; Passeriformes; Viduidae
Exons: 12
Coding region: 83-1843 (586 amino acids)
Cellular component (GO): cytoskeleton
Source: RefSeq, a predicted model, not a curated record